GGCUCCUCUGCCGGGUCGCGCCGGAGGACAGGUUUCGGGCGGCGGCUUGGACGGCCUGCGGACCGACCGGGUGGGCCGAGCGGCGGAACCCCGCGCCUGCCGUCUGCCUAGCCCGCUAGCGCCGGGCGCGCGCCAUGGCCGCCUCGCCCGGUUCGGGCAGCGCCAACCCGCGGAAGUUCAGUGAGAAGAUCGCCCUGCACACGCAGCGGCAGGCCGAGGAGACGCGGGCCUUCGAGCAGCUCAUGACCGACCUCACCCUGUCCCGGGUUCAGUUUCAGAAGCUUCAGCAACUGCGUCUUACCCAGUACCACGGGGGAUCCUUACCUAACGUGAGCCAGCUGCGGAGCAGUGCGUCCGAGUUGCAGCCGUCACUUCAUCAAGCUGAUAAUGUUCGUGGAACCCGCCACCAUGGGCUGGUGGAGAGGCCAGCCCGGAACCGCUUCCACCCCCUUCACCGAAGGUCCGGGGACAAGCCAGGGAGACAGUUCGAUGGGAAUGCUUUUGCAGCCAGUUAUUCUCCGCAGCACCUGGAUGAGAGCUGGCCACGGCAACAGCCUCCUUGGAAAGAAGAGAAGCAUCCUGGAUUCAGGCUAACAUCUGCACUUAACAGGACCAAUUCUGAUUCUGCUCUUCACACGAGUGCUCUGAGCACCAAACCCCAGGACCCCUAUGGAGGAGGAGGCCAGUCAGCCUGGCCUGCCCCAUACAUGGGUUUCUGUGAUGGUGAAAACGACGGCCAUGCGGAAGUAGCCGCCUUCCCGGGUCCGCUGAAAGAAGAGAAUCUGUUAAAUGUCCCGAAGCCACUGCCUAAACACCUGUGGGAGAGCAAGGAGAUCCAGUCCCUGUCGGGGCGCCCUCGAUCCUGUGAUGUUGGGGGCGGCAAUGCUUUCCCACAUAAUGGCCAGAACACAGGCCUCUCACCCUUCCUGGGGACCCUGAACACCGGAGGGUCGUUACCAGAUCUAACCAACCUCCACUACUCGGCACCCCUGCCGGCCUCCCUGGACACCAGCGACCACCUCUUUGGUAGCAUGAGUGUGGGGAACAGCGUGGGCAACCUUCCAGCUGCCAUGACUCACCUGGGAAUAAGAACCUCCUCUGGUCUCCAAAGUUCUCGAAGUAACCCUUCCAUCCAAGCCACACUCAGUAAGAUGGCACUCUCCUCAUCCCUCAAGUGCCACCCGCAGCCGUCUGUGGCCAACGCCUCUGCUCUGCACCCCUCCCUCCGGCUCUUCUCCCUUAGUAACCCGUCUCUUUCCACCACAAACCUGAGUGGCCCCUCGCGGCGCAGGCAGCCUCCAGUCAGCCCUCUCACGCUCUCUCCUGGCCCUGAAGCACAUCAAGGCUUCAGCAGACAGCUCUCUGCGACCAGCCCACUGAACCCGUAUCCUGCCUCCCAGAUGGUGACCUCAGAGCAGAGCCCACUUUCCUUCCUGCCCACAGACGCUCAAGCCCAAGUGUCCCCACCACCCCCUUACCCCACAUCCCAGGAGCUGCCUCAGCCACUCCUACAGCAGCCCCAUGCCCAGGAGCCCCCAACUCAGCAGCCCCAGGCAGCCCCCUCCCUGCCACAGUCAGACUUCCAGCUCCUCACUGCCCAGGGCUCAGCUUUGACCAGCUUCUUCCCAGAUGUGGGCUUUGACCAACAGCCCAUGAGGCCCAGCCCUGCCUUUCCUCAGCAGGUGCCUUUGGUACAGCAGAGCCACCGAGAACCACAGGACUCAUUCCACUUGAGACCAAACCCAUAUUCCAGCUGUGGCAGCUUCCCAGGUACCAUCCUGACAGAAGAUACAAACAGCAGCCUGUUCAAAGGCCUUAGCGGGGGGCUGUCGGGCAUGCCCGAGGUCAGCCUGGACAUGGACACCCCGUUCCCGCUGGAAGAGGAGCUGCAGAUCGAACCCUUGAGCCUCGAUGGACUCAACAUGCUAAGUGACUCCAGCAUGGGCCUGCUGGACCCCUCUGUGGAGGAGACGUUUCGAGCUGACCGGCUAUGAGCACAGUGCAGUGGAACUGGGGAACUGAAAUGGCCAGAGAAAGCUGGGGUGGAGCCAGCAAACACCCUGCCGGUGGUCACAGCAUAGAGAGAGCCGCUGCCCCAGGCACUCCACUGAGCUCAGCCAAGGCUUUGCUAGACACAGCUGCACUCUUCGGCCCAUGGCACCAGUUGUAUUGCUGCAGGCCAGCUGCUUUGGAGCUUCCGGUGACCAGGAAGCUGACCAUGUCACCCUUAAUUCUCUUAAUUGGCCAUCCAGUCAGUCAGUGUGUAAAUGUAGAAAAUGCUGUGUAGCACGUCAGUGCUCCAAACCUCAGCUGCCCAUCAGCACUGAAGACGGAACGCUAUAGGAGGCAGUUGGGGACCUCGGGCCCAUGGAGUUGGCUCAGUGUCACACAACGGUACCAGAGCACCAUGAUGCCUUUCUGUCUGACCGCCAAGGCCAGGCACCCCUCCAGCUGGUGGGUAUUCUGGGCCCAGCCAUUGCUCUGUCCAAUGGCUCACUUAAAAUGAAGAAGCUUACCCAGCCGUCCCAGGGCAGGCUUAAGUUAGGCAAACCGAAGGCAGUUUGCUUCCUCCCGGUUUGUGAUCUCUUUGCUGCUGCUUCCUGUAUGCGCACCUUUUCCUCACAGACAGGAGGAGAGGGAGACUACAAAUGUCCUUGGAAACAGGAUGAGCCUAAGGAGGACAGCGCUCCUAGGAGACUGGAAGAGGAAAGGGAGGCUACAGGUGUGUCACCUGCACAAGAUGCCCUCCCUCUUAGGCCUGCCACCCUCCAGCCCACUGGAAGGAGCUGCUGGGACUUGUGUUAGUGCAGGGCAGCUGAACUGCCCUCCUCCUCCCCAGUUGCCCUGCAGACCUCAAGUUUAAUGCAAUGCCCACUAGACUGUAAGCUCCCAGAGGGCAGAAACUGUGCCUUGUUCUGUAUUGACCCCUCGUGCCCACCAAGUGCCUAGUAGGAGUGCAUGUACCCAGGGAUGGAGGAGGAGAGAGGGACUGUGCCUCGUGGUGGGGCGGUCUAACCUGCAGCUCUCUCUGUCCCCUGCCUUAGCUCAGAGCUUCACCUUUCAGACUCACUUGAGUGUGCCUUAACACUAGGUGAUCAGACCUGCCACUAGGCUCAGCGCCACUCCUCCUUGGGAAUAUGUCCCUCAGCAGCUAGGUGGACAUCAUCCAGUGAAUGCAUCCAGAAUGGCUGAUCACACCAAGCCACAGGAGUGUGGGGCACCUGGCAUCCAGACUGGACCCCCACAGCAAAUUCUUCUAUUCAGACCCAUGGUUUUUUUUUUUUUUUUUUUCCUAAAUUGCUUAAAAUAGAGGUGCAAACUUUGAGGUUAAGAAAUAAGGCCUGGUCGGGCGGUGGUGGUACACGCCUUUAAUCCCAGCACUUGGGAGGCAAAGGCAGGCAGAUUUCUGAGUUUGAGGCCAGCCUGGUCUACAAAGUGAGUUCCAGGAUAGCCAGGGCUACACAGAGAAACCCUGUCUCAAAAAACCAAAAAACAAAACAAAACAAAAAAAAGAAAAAAAAGAAAAAGAAAAGAAAAGAAAGAAGGCCUGGUUCACGAGACUCUUGUUAUUCAUUAACACGUCACACACAGUAAGUAAUCUAAGCAGAUUCUACCACAGCCUGCCUCCUAGCCCCACGUGGGGAAAAUGAUGUGCACCCAGCACAGGGGGAGGAGCCAGGGUGGGGAAGAGGAGGACCCUGGAGGAGAACCUUUGCAUGACACCUGCUCCCCUUCCUGUGACAUGGGCUGAAGCUGAGGCUCCAUGGCUGUCCCCACCCAGGAGGAGAGCAAGGGAGGAGUAGAAGGAAGCUGACCCAUCUGUGCCUAAGGCAAGGGAGCCUGGAGACCCCACACCGUGGCUCUUCAGACAGCCGGGUGGAGCCUCACCACCCGGGUGGAUCUCACCACCCCAUACCCUGUUCCUGAGGCUUUCUCCAGCCAAUGGGCAAGCACUGGAUAGGGGGAAGGUUGAAAAAAAAAAAAAAACCCCAAAAACCAAAAAAGACAAUGUAGCACUGAAUUAAAUCUGCCCGUAGGCCCAUCAGCCUGAUCUUUUCAUGUGUGUAGCUUUAAGCCACUAGAGAGCCUACAGGUCUACAUGGUGUUGAGUACAGCAGGAGACUGCGUUGCCCUGCUGCAGUCAUGUGAGCCUGCACUCCAUGCUGCCUUUGUGACUAGCCUGUCUUAGGCAUCAGCAUUGAAGUGGCUACCAGCUUCCCCAGACCUCUCUUCAGUGUCUUCUCUCUGUGCCACCAGCUGCCCUUCCCCAGCACUGCAGGGUCGUGGGUUUUAGCACGUGAGUGUGGGGAGAAGUGAGGGUCAGCUUUCCUUUGCCCUGCUCCCUUCCCCCAAGUCUACUGUAGAUUAUCUGGGCCGAGAGGUCGUGUAUUCAUGCUCGUGCACAUAUCUGAAGACAUUUCCUGUUGGGCUCUUCUGAUUUAUGCACAGAUGGUUCCCAGUGUUCCCAGUGCUCCAGAACAGGGCCAUCCCAGCAGCUAGUCAGACUUCCGGCCAGUGUCCUAACUCCCGGCCUUUUGUUAAGCAAUAUUGAAAGAUCGGACUUUGUAUAAAGUAGCUUCCAAGUUUUAUAAUGCAUCAUUUUACAUCUUUCAUAAUUAAAAGCAGCACAAUAUGGUUGUA
This is a messenger RNA of Mus caroli (Ryukyu mouse), 4641 nucleotides long. RefSeq names its product CREB regulated transcription coactivator 3 (gene Crtc3). The record is from RefSeq and is a predicted model, not a curated record. Gene Ontology annotation, molecular function: cAMP response element binding protein binding. NCBI's taxonomy places the organism in Eukaryota, Metazoa, Chordata, Mammalia, Rodentia, Muridae. Gene Ontology annotation, cellular component: cytoplasm; nucleus. Gene Ontology annotation, biological process: protein homotetramerization; positive regulation of transcription by RNA polymerase II.